AUGACGAGCAGUGGCCCGUCAACUGCGCCAGCUGGCGCAAGCGGUCCUAAAUCCGCGCCGCAGCCUCACCCCAGCGAAGCUGUCAAAGAAAAGAAGGACCUCAGAUCGUGGUGGAAGUCGUUUAGGGAUGGCGAGAAGAAGACGCAUGACCAAGCGUCCCCGCAGGGUAUCUUCGGUGUUCCGCUACAAGCCAGCAUCCGCUACGCCAACGUGGCCAUCAGCUUGUUCAACGAUGAGGGACAAAGCUACAUCUACGGCUAUGUUCCUAUUGUAGUGGCCAAGUGUGGUGUGUUUCUGAAGGAGAAAGCGACUGAUGUUGAGGGCAUAUUCCGGCUGGCCGGAAGUGAGAAGCGCAUCAAGGAGCUCAAGAUAGCGUUUGACAGUCCCGACAGAUAUGGCAAGGGCCUAGACUGGACAGGCUAUACCGUACACGAUGCUGCCAACAUUCUUCGGAGAUAUUUCAACCAACUGCCGGAGCCAAUCAUCCCUCUGGACUUCUACCAGCGCUUUCGAGACCCUCUCAGGAACCAUCAAGCCCAAGCGGUAGGCCACAUUGACGCUCAAAGUCCAAGCCAGGGCGACUUCGAUCCAGAAGCAGCCAUCAGAGCGUACCAGGCCUUGAUCACCGAACUCCCGCCGCUCAAUCGCCAGCUGCUGUUGUACAUUUUGGACCUACUCGCAGUCUUCGCAAGCAAAUCGGACUUGAACAAGAUGACAACGCCCAACCUUGCUGCCAUCUUUCAACCUGGCAUCUUGAACCAUCCGCGACACGACAUGGCCCCUGAGGAAUACCGCCUGAGCCAGGAUGUGCUGAUAUUCCUGAUCGAGAACCAAGACAGCUUCCUUAUUGGCAUGCAAGGUACCGAGGCUCCAAUCGAAACUGUCCGUGAUGUUCAAAGCGGCACGCCAGCAAAGCCUCCAACUACUCCAACCACGCCAAGUCGGUCGAAGACAGUCAUUGGCCGCUCGGGCUCGAACUCUAGUGUGGCAGCAGAGAGCGUGCGGAAAUGGGGUAGUCUUCGCCGCAAUGUGUCUGUGUCUAGUAAGCACAGCAAGCGAUCUGAGAAUGGACAGCCGCCUUCGGGCACACCGGCCCCUGCUACACCGCCUGGUGGUGUACACAGGAGCAACACUGUGCCCUCGAGAAGAGGAGGUAGUGCGCCUCACUCGCCCCGUUUCUCGCGUGACAAACAUUCAGAUCCAACCACGCCGAACCCGCCUACCAGCUCAACUGGCACAGCGGUUGUGAACGCCGCAGCAACCGUCGAAACCGUGGUUUACAGGCCUUCUGCCACAGAAAGGUCAGGCUCAAUACAAAACACUCCAGUGGCCACAACUGCGCCUGCAUUCCCGGCACCACCCGAACUCACGUCCGCUUCAUCAAGUGAGGCUACUACACCACUCGCGGGCGCGCCUCUCAGCGAUACUUCUUCCACGGUCACGCGAGACUUUCAGACCCCCAAAAAGGACACGACACCGCUUCUCGCACCAGCAGGACACGCAGAGAGACCAACGGACAGGUCUGCUUCCAACACACCUUCUGCAGCUUCUACACGCAAGGGGUUUCUUGACAUCCUCAAGCAGUCGCCGACAAGCGAAGGUGAGGGACGGAAGCCUAACAAACUGCAGAAGAAGAGAAUCCCAGGCUCCACCUUGUCUAGUGCGCAAUCGUCUGCCCAUUCCCUGCAUGAUGAGCCGCAAGACACACAAAGGUCACCAAUAUCGCCAAAGUUUGCACCGACAACCCUGGCUACUGUACCGUCCGAGGAUGCAUCGUUGGACUCCGGCGAGCAUUCAGCUUACGCGACGGCCCAAAACACACCAACAGGCUUACAGACAACGCCUCAGCGAAACCCCACAGAUGCUACUCUCCGCCCGACCAUAUCACCAUCGAAUUCGUUCCACUCGCAUACUGACAUGUCUCAUACCGACAUGUCUGAUGCUGAUAUGGUGGGGGACGAUAUGCCUGCUCCAAGCGAAGAGCAGCCAGAGAAGAAAAAGAGGCACCGAUGGAGGUUUUCUAGGUCACAAAAUAAGAUUGAAGAACCAUCGACGCCAGGCAACCCAUUGGGUACCAUGACUGCGCGGGACCAGGCCACGUCAAGGUCUACGAUUGGAAGCGGUGGUUCCCUGCCUAGGAAAAGUUUACAAGAGCCAAGACCAAUGGGCACUAUCACCACCGAUCCAGCACCUGGCACUCCUGCGCAACAAAUUCAACCAUCUUAUACUUCGGACACUGUCUUCUCCGACUCGGAGAGAGAAAGAAAAGGCCCAAUGUCCUGGCUCAGAAAUAAACUCGAUCGCAAAGAGAGGGAUUUUGAGAAACGAUCGAGCACUCCGGAGCGUGGACAUGAAAGGUCCAGGAGCAAACAAGACCUGCAGUCAGCUGAAGUGAUGCCUGUUCGUGAGAAGUCAUUUGAGCAACAAAGAUCCGCCAUGGAGAGCGCUCCACCACCCUCAGUACCGAUGUCGAUGGGUCAAGAAGGAGUGAUACCUGGUCAGCAGGCAGGCCGACUUAGCACGAAUGGCGAGAGGUACGUAGAGGGUUCAGGACUUCCUGCGACUAUUAGCACGGAUGCCAGAUGUGCAGGCACCUGA
Fulvia fulva is the source of this 2598-nucleotide messenger RNA. Its product is annotated as Rho-GTPase-activating protein 5. The record is from RefSeq and is a predicted model, not a curated record. The transcript has 3 exons. Gene Ontology annotation, biological process: signal transduction; regulation of fungal-type cell wall organization; activation of GTPase activity. Bases 1 to 2598 code for a protein of 865 amino acids. Lineage: Eukaryota; Fungi; Ascomycota; Dothideomycetes; Mycosphaerellales; Mycosphaerellaceae. Gene Ontology annotation, cellular component: cell cortex. Gene Ontology annotation, molecular function: GTPase activator activity.